UGUAAAUAUUCUCGCCCCCUUCCAAGGUUUACUCUCCGAUUGCUUUCCUUGAUGGUUCAAUAAGGCAAUAACGCCGUGACAGGUACUCUUUCCCACCCUGCACUUUGAAGGAAAAAAUACAUGCAAGGCGAACCAAUUUAUUUAAUAUUACUUGCGUUUUUGUUUUUAAUUUGUUGUCUUGUAUGCCUUCCAAGAGCAUCAAUCAAAUAUAUUUUUAAUCUAAUCGUAUUUUCUCUGAGAUGGAAAUGAGAUGUCGCCCAACAACGGUGAUGUGCUGUGCUCUUGCGGUUCUCUGCUCCAUCGCUCGUUCCGUGAAUGCUUCAUUCGGGGACAGACAGUACCUCAACGAAUGGGCGGUGGAGAUUCCCGGAGGACCGGACGCCGCCAGGUCCAUUGCCAAAGAACUGGACUACCGAGUAGUCCGCCAGAUUGGGGCGCUAGAAAACCAUUACUUGUUUAAACACCAGACUCAUCCUAGCAGGACGAAACGAAGUGCCGAUCACAUCACCAAACGCCUGUCCGAAGAUGAUCGGGUAUCAUGGGCGGAGCAACAAUAUGAGAAGCGGCGCAGUAAGCGGGCGUCACUGGGGUCAUGCCGGGACUGUCCGGUGGACGAGCUGUUCAAUGACCCCAUGUGGAACCAGCAGUGGUACCUGCAAGACACUCGGACGUCGUCCUCCCUGCCCAAGCUGGACCUCCACGUGAUUCCUGUGUGGAAGAAAGGGUUCACAGGAAAAGGAGUGGUCAUCACCGUGCUGGACGACGGUCUGGAGUGGAACCACACUGACAUCUACCCCAACUAUGACGCAGCAGCCAGCUACGAUUUCAAUGACAACGACUCUGACCCCUUCCCCAGGUACGACUCCACCAAUGAGAACAAGCAUGGGACCAGGUGUGCCGGUGAGAUCGCCAUGCAGGCAGACAACAAUAAAUGUGGAGUCGGGGUGGCGUACAACUCCAAAGUUGGAGGGAUCCGCAUGUUGGACGGUAUUGUGACGGAUGCCAUCGAGGCCAGUUCUAUUGGCUUCAAUUCGGACCACGUGGACAUCUACAGUGCCAGCUGGGGACCCAACGAUGAUGGCAAGACGGUCGAGGGCCCCGGUCGCCUUGCGUCAAAAGCCUUUGAGUACGGCAUCCAGAAGGGCCGGGGAGGGAAGGGCUCUAUCUUCGUGUGGGCGUCAGGGAACGGGGGCCGCCAGGGGGACAACUGCGACUGCGACGGCUACACAGACAGCAUCUACACCAUCUCCAUCAGCAGUGCCUCCCAGCAGGGCCUGUCCCCCUGGUACGCUGAGAAGUGCUCCUCCACCCUAGCUACCGCCUACAGCAGCGGAGACUACACCGACCAGAGAAUAACCAGUGCUGAUUUGCAUAAUGAAUGCACAGAGACACACACAGGAACGUCCGCCUCCGCCCCACUGGCUGCUGGGAUAUUUGCCCUGGCACUGGAACAGAACCCUGAGCUGACGUGGAGGGAUCUGCAGCACUUGGUGGUGUGGACGUCUGAGUUCGACCCACUGGCCAACAACCCCGGCUGGAAGAGGAACGGGGCAGGCCUGAUGGUCAACAGUCGUUUUGGCUUCGGCCUGCUCAAUGCCAAGGCCCUGGUGGACCUGGCCGACCCGGCCACCUGGAAACACGUCCCUGAGAAGAAACAGUGCAUAAUCAGGGACGACUCCUUCCAGCCCAGGGCAUUGAAAGCAGCWGUAGAGAUCACCAUUGAGAUCCCSACCAAGGCCUGUAAUGGCCAGGACAACGCUGUCCUCUCACUGGAGCAUGUGCAAGUGGAGGCCAGCAUCGAGUACACCAGGAGAGGAGACCUACACAUCACACUCACAUCCCCAUCAGGCACUAGCACGGUCCUGCUGGCAGAGAGAGAGAGGGACAUGUCAUCUAACGGCUUCAGGAACUGGGACUUCAUGUCUGUUCACACCUGGGGAGAAGACCCCACUGGCACCUGGACCCUCAAGAUAACUGACACGUCCGGGCGGAUGGAGAAUGAAGGCCAGAUCCUGACCUGGAAGUUGAUUCUCCACGGCACGUCAGAGAAGCCCGAGCACAUGAAGAAACCCAGAGUGUACGUCCCUUACAACGCUGUCCAGAAUGACCGUAGAGGAGUAGAGCACAUGGACGACAUGAUGGAGGAACUGUCCACCCAGGCUGAGGCCCACUCACCGCAGAAGACUCAACCUCCUCCUUCCGCCACCCCCAAGAUGAAGCAGAUGAGACCCUCCUCCCCACCCCUGUCCCCCUCCCUGGCCCUCCUGCGUCUCCUCCAGACRGCCUUCAACCGGCAGACCCCCACCGCCCUGCCUCAGUCCCCAGAAAAGGCCUCCUCUAGCAGGGGAGAGCAGCACCAGGGCAGGCCACACUCCAUUCCAGGGGGAGCAGGCCCUCGCAUCGCUCCCCAGAAGCUGUACCAGGCCCUGGACAGGAUCAACCAGUACCAGCAGGCCGGGCAGGAUGACAGCCUUUACAGCGACUACAGUGACGGCUUCUACAGCGCCAAGCCCUACAAGCACAGAGAUGACCGGCUGCUGCAGGCACUCUUCAACAUGCUCUCUGACGACAAGCAGUGAGGGRGGGRGGGCAUGGGGUGGAACUCAGUGUGUGCAGGCUUUUGUUCCAGACCCAACAUAUCCAGCCCUGUAGGAUUCAGGGACGAUUGAACUAAUCAUGGUCUACAUUGAAGAUUGUGCUUAGUUAACUAUCGGUAGUUGAAUCAGGUGUGUUAGUGCUGGGCUCAAGCCUACACAGCCCUGCGGUUCUCCUUGGUCAAGAUUGGCCACCCCGGGGUAUGGUGUGAGAGAGAUAGGGUGAGGAGGCGGCGGCUGGGCAUGGAAGGAGCAUGCGAGAGAGGGGGAGAGUGAAAGCCAGAGAGAAACUCUUCCAGCCAAACGUGUUGUUGUUUUUCCAAAACUCUGYUUUUCUUACCUUGCAGCAUUCCAGCCUGUCUCUCUGUCUAUCUGUCUUUCAUUCUGCACAGUUGUAGGUCGGUUGCAUCUCAAUUCCCGCAAGUGGCUUCCCUUCCUCUUCCUCCUCCCACUCCUCCUAAUGUAGUGAAACCUGGCUAGCCCAUAGACUUCCGCCAUAUUGAUUCAGUCUUCUAAGAUCAGUAUGCAUGAAAGAAAAGAGGCAUACUUAGAUUCAACUAGGAUUCCAUUCCAUCCGCCUCCUCCAGCCAUUUAUCCACCUCUAUCCACCAUCAUUCCACCCCCUUCCUCCAGCCAUCUAUCCACCUCUAUCCACCAUCAUUCCACCCCCUUCCUCAAGCCAUCUAUCCACCUCUAUCCACCAUCAUUCCACCCCCCUCCUCCAGCCAUCUAUCCACCUCUAUCCACCACCUCCUCUAGCCACCUAUCCACCUCUAUCCACCAUCCUUCCACACUCCUCCAGCCAUCUAUCCACCUCUAUC
Molecule: messenger RNA, 3415 nt
Organism: Salvelinus sp. IW2-2015
Lineage: Eukaryota; Metazoa; Chordata; Actinopteri; Salmoniformes; Salmonidae
Gene: pcsk1
Product: proprotein convertase subtilisin/kexin type 1
Biological process (GO): peptide hormone processing
Cellular component (GO): neuron projection; membrane
Molecular function (GO): serine-type endopeptidase activity
Source: RefSeq, a predicted model, not a curated record